Messenger RNA from Daphnia magna, 1478 nucleotides. RefSeq names its product palmitoyltransferase ZDHHC3. The transcript has 8 exons. Gene Ontology annotation, cellular component: Golgi apparatus; endoplasmic reticulum. Gene Ontology annotation, molecular function: protein-cysteine S-palmitoyltransferase activity. The record is from RefSeq and is a predicted model, not a curated record. The coding region runs from base 268 to 1077 and encodes 269 amino acids. Lineage: Eukaryota; Metazoa; Arthropoda; Branchiopoda; Diplostraca; Daphniidae. Gene Ontology annotation, biological process: peptidyl-L-cysteine S-palmitoylation; protein targeting to membrane.
UUUUCGAGGAGCCUGUGUGUCGAUAUUCUGAAGCAAUAGGUUUCGUACUUGCUCAUAGAACCAAAUGUCUAAUUUGUUGUGCAUAAGCAAGUUGAUUAUUUUACAACUUUUCGUGGCUAUAAAUAUAACUCAAAAAACAUAGUUUAUAUCACACAUUAAUUAAUAACAGAAAACAGAGUUUUGCGAUUUCUUAAUUCCUCAUUUGACAUUAAUUUCCAUACAAGUUGUGUGCUCAAGUAUUUUCUGUUUUUUGUUUCUUUCAAGAAAAUGCCAGUAUUUCGCAAAGAUCCUUGUGGAAUUAUUUGCAUUUUUAUGACAUACUUAGCUGUCUUUUACGCCGAUUAUGUCGUUGUGAGAUGGAUUGUUAUCCAAACGCUGCACAAUAGCCUUUGGGGUGCUUUUCAUGCAGUAGUUUUCAACUCCAUAAUUUUACUUCUCACCUUUUCACAUCUACGUACUGUGUUUUCUGACCCUGGAAUAGUUCCUCUACCCCAGAGCAAACUGGAUUUUGCUGAGCUUCACACAGGAACGCAAAAAGAACCGACAAGCAAAGAUGACUACACUGUCUGUGCACGCUGUGAAACGUACCGUCCCCCUAGAGCUCAUCACUGUAGGAUUUGUCAGAGAUGCGUACGCAGAAUGGAUCAUCAUUGCCCAUGGGUAAAUAAUUGCAUAGGACAAUAUAAUCAGAAGUACUUCCUCCAGUUCCUGUUCUAUGUGGGAAUUUUAUCUGCCUACGCUGUGAUUCUUGUUAUUUUUUCCUGGAUUCAAGAUUGUGCUGAUUGUCAUAAGGAUAAAGUGACAACUCAGACAAGGAUUUUACACUCAAUCAUACUCGUCGUGGAAAGCGGACUGUUCGGUUUAUUCGUGACGGCCAUUAUGUGCGAUCAGUUGCAGGCAAUUUUUGGCGACGAGACGGCUGUUGAACAAGCAAAACAGCAAGGACCUUUCAGGCCGAGAAAACCUCGACUAGCAUUGCUUACCGAGGUAUGUGGUCGCGGGAGUCCAAUUUUCUGGGUUCUACCUUGUCAGUCACCGCCCAAAGAUUUAGAUUUAAUAUCUGGAUACGAUGUCUAAUUCAGUACCUCGCAUUUCUCCAUGUUUGUUCAUGAAAUGCAUUCCCCAUAAUUGUGCAAUAUUUAUUUUCUUUUUUCUACAUGCCCUUCUUACAAUUGAGUGUAGCUGUGUCCUGACCUUCCCUUCCAAAGCAACAUGACUGGUAUCGCUCUAUCACAUAACAGCGAUGAAUUAACUUUUUAUCAUGAAAUCAACUGGAUAAAAACAAACAAAUUAAAUAAUAAUAAAAAAAAAAAAAAAAAAAAAUAUUAUAAAAGAACACCCUCCUAUACUGAUGUCUAUUGUGGUUUGUUGUUUUGGAGAAAGAGAAUGCUUUAAAACCUAUUACAGAGUACAGCAAUAUUUCUAUUAGUUUGCAGAAUUUUCUAUUUGCCACCAAGAAUACAUUGAUAAACAGUGAA